Messenger RNA from Puccinia triticina, 2427 nucleotides. RefSeq lists its product as uncharacterized. The coding region runs from base 1 to 2427 and encodes 808 amino acids. The transcript is spliced from 10 exons. NCBI's taxonomy places the organism in Eukaryota, Fungi, Basidiomycota, Pucciniomycetes, Pucciniales, Pucciniaceae. The record is from RefSeq and is a predicted model, not a curated record.
AUGGAAAACAACAAUCGACUCCGCCAGCCAUCCUCAUUCCCACUGCUCAUCAUCAUCGGACUGCUCUUCUACUUCUUCUCAAACUCAUCCAACUCAAACCAGUCCCAGUCGAAGAUCGAGCUCGAACGACGACUCGAACAACGCAAACAGGAACUCAGCCAACUCCAGCACUACCUCAACACCACCACCACCACCACCACCACCACCACCAACAGCAGCCACACCUACAGCCCCGGCUUCAACAGCUUCGGAAACCAAUCCCUGUCCAACGCACAGCAGUUUAUCCAGCACUGGUACCAAAAACUGCAUGCUCGCUCGAACAUCGACAGCCAAGCCCUCUACUGGAAAAACAUCUCCGGCCACAGCAAGGGGCACUGGAGCUGGCGCAAGGAGAGUCUCGACUGGUGGCCACCAGAACAUCAUCACCACCCCAACAACAACCUCACCAACUCAUCCGCCGCCGAAUCACUCCAAGCGCAGCGGGCUAACUUCCCAUGGACCGCCUACAAUCAGUCCAGCAAAUCGACCUACACACCCUCACAGAAGAUCGACUUCAACCUACGUGAAGCGGCUCCUGAACUCGUCCGAGCGAAUACCUCACUCGUCCGCGGGUCGAUGUAUAUCUCAUCUGGCGACUCCAAGGACGUCAUCCUAGAAGUCGAAGGCAUCCACUUACAAAACGAAGGAAAGUUCUAUCUGCGAGCCUAUCCCAGUCGGAUCUAUCUAGACACCCGGAUCCAUCUCUCAUCAGCCCUGGAUAUCCCCGCCGAAUACCUGCUCAACCACUCCCUAUCCCACCCGCCAUCCCCGGAACAGACCCAGAUCGGCCAAGCUAUCGUCGCUGAUUACACACAUUGGAUCGAGAAAAUCAAGAAAAUUCUCAAAAAGGGCGACCUGCCUCGAGAUAAUGUAGAGAGAGAUGGAUUUGAGCAUGAUUCGCCCAACUGCACUUUCCUGAUCUAUGGAGGCCUCACCCCGCUGUCGACAACGAACACGCAGACAGCGGAGAGUCUGAUGGAGUACGAGCGCUCGUUGGUCGAGCCCACAGGCGCCUCGCUCGCCGCCCCCUCGCCCGCCCAUCCGAUCUUCCAGGCCCUCAUGGUCUCGCCCAACUGCGGCCUUGUCCUCGAGUCCGGCGAGAUGGCCGUCCUCCUCGGACCUUCCUUCUGGACUAAAGCGCGCAACUACGGCUGGGUCGCCGGGCUCGUCUUGGGGCUCCAGUGUUGGCUGCUCGUGUGGCAGAUGGACAGUCGCCAGAGUCCCUCGAGUUUAUCACGCAUGUCGUACUUCUCCCUCGUCGCACAAAUCAUCAUGGAUGCCUGGACCUUCUCGAGCCAUCUGACCUUGGCCGUGGUGACAAACAACAGCUCGACGGAGAGCCUGCUAGUGCCGGCCUUCUUUGCCUGUCUGAAUGCGAUCCUGUUCGGCAUGCGCUACGGUGCCCUGAUCCGCAUCCACGAGCCCUCCCCCGCCCUCGACCCCGCCGCCCGCGCCCAGCCUCCUCCCCCAGAAGACUCGCACAUCGGCCGCGAUACCGAUUACGUGCAGGUGCCUGCUACCGACCUCGUCGAUCCCUCGGCCCCUCUACAACUCACUAACCCUCCCCGCCAAUCCCGCUUCCGGAGCCUACUCAACUCCCUCAAGACCUUGCUCACUCAUCGUCCAUUUGUCUCCAUCUCCCUCGUCGCCAUCUUCCUCCUCGUCGCCCCCUUCUUAUUAUACAGCUGGCAGCCAUUGGUGCUCUCGAUCCUAUUCUCGUAUUGGAUUCCCCAAAUCGUUCAUAACGUCCAGCACGGAACAAGUCGCCGAGGGUUACGCAAACGAUACGUCCUGGGAACUACCCUGUGUAGACUAUUCUUGCCGCUCUAUAUUUGGGGCUGUCCCAAUAAUGUGCUCUUUGUUACUGUAAACCCAUGGAUCUGGCUGAUCGGCUUGUACUCAAUAAGCCAAGCGAUCGUACUGAUCCUGCAAGACUAUCUGGGGGCGCGUUUUUUUGUGCUCGGGUGCUGUUUCGCGUACGAGCCGAUGUGGGAUUACCACCCGGUCAAGCUGCCCACGCAUGUCGAUCUGGAGCAUGGAGGCACAACGGGUGGUGCAGGGGGCGAGAAGAUGCCGGAAUGUGUGAUCUGCUUCGAGCCCAUCGACGUCCUGCCCUCCUCGCCCGUCUCCUCGCCCGACGCUUCCCUCGACCACCAUCACCAUCAGCACUCGCAGGCUCGGGGUUCGUCGACGGAUGAACACGAGCAUCCCAGGCCCAGGACCUCCUUCCCCUUCGCCCCCUCCUCCGACGUCCACCAUUCGCUCUUCUCUAGAUGGUCUUACAUGGUGCCGCCCUGCCACCAUAUCGCUCAUACUAAAUGUCUCGAAAGCUGGCUCGCUAUCAAAUCUGAAUGCCCCGUUUGUCGGCGCCCUCUACCUCCCAUCUGA